UCUCAGUCGACCGGCGACCACGGGUAGGAGAGGACGUCUAUAUAGAACAUUCUAAUUCUAAUAAACAGGAAAAAUGGUGAAAGUGGACGUUAAAUACACUAAGUUGUUCAUCAACAACGAGUGGGUGGACGCUGUAAGCAAGAAGACGUUCCCCACCAUCAAUCCUCAAGAUGAGACUGUCAUCACUCAGGUUGCCGAAGGAGACAAGGCUGAUGUGGACUUAGCAGUAGCUGCCGCAAAGAAAGCGUUCCAUCGGUAUUCAGAAUGGCGUAUGAUGGACGCGUCACAGCGCGGACGACUUCUGCUGAAAUUGGCUGAUCUGCUCGAGUCCCAAGCCAGAUACCUAGCCGAACUUGAAACUCUUGACUGCGGGAAACCGGUCAAGACCGCCGAAGAAGAAGUCUACUACUCCGCUAGCGUCUUCAGACACUACGCUGGCAAAGCUGAUAAGAUUACAGGAAGCACCAUUCCUGCAGAUGGAGAUGUUUUGUCUUUCACAAUCAAGGAACCCGUGGGUGUUUGUGCUCAAAUCAUUCCCUGGAAUUAUCCAAUUCCAAUGCUGACCUGGAAACUCGCACCAGCCUUAGCCGCAGGGUGCACUAUGAUAGUGAAGCCAGCUGAGCAGACUCCCCUCACCGCUUUAGCCGUAGCAGCCUUGAUCAAGGAAGCAGGGUUCCCGGCUGGUGUGGUCAACAUCAUUCCCGGCUACGGACCCACCGCGGGAGCCGCCCUAACUCAUCAUCCUGAUGUUGACAAAGUCGCUUUUACUGGAUCAACUGAGGUUGGAAGAAUUGUUAUAGCGGCCGCUUCAGUAGUCAACUUGAAGCGUGUGACUCUGGAACUGGGAGGGAAGAGCCCUUUGGUCAUCUUUAAUGAUGCUGAUGUGGAGAAAGCAGCCCAAAUAGCCCAUGCCGCUGCAUUUGCCAACGGUGGCCAGUGCUGCUGCGCUGGCACGAGGACCUACGUCCAGUCCGGCAUUUACGACAAGUUCGUAAAGAAGGCUGCUGAGAUCGCGCAAAAGAGAUCCGUUGGGAACCCCUUCGAUGAUGUACAGCAAGGGCCUCAGAUUGACGCAGACAUGUUUAAGAAGGUGUUGGGAUAUAUCGAGGCUGGUAAGCAGGGUGGGGCAAGGUGCGUCGCUGGUGGUGACAGACAUGGCAACAAAGGCUACUUCAUCAAACCAACUGUCUUCGCUGAUGUGAAAGAUGACAUGAAAAUCGCUAGAGAAGAGAUCUUCGGGCCGGUUCAGAGCAUCCUGAAGUUCGAAACGUUUGAGGAGGUGAUUGACCGCGCUAACGAUUCCAAAUACGGACUGGCUGCUGGUGUCAUCACCAAUGAUAUCACGACUGCGAUGAGCUUCGCGAAGUUCGUACGAGCUGGCUCUUUGUGGGUAAACACUUAUGACUACGUCACCAGCCAGACUCCGUUUGGUGGCUUCAAGGAUUCUGGAAUCGGCAGAGAGUUGGGUGAAGAUGGAGUCAACCAGUAUCUGGAAAUCAAGACUGUUACAAUGGCUGUUCCGAAGAUGCCCCAACUUUAAAACUUCAAUCGCAAAUAAAGAUUAAAUAUAUAUAUUUUUUUAUAUUUUUAUCUCACUUUUAAAAUAAAGAUGUUUUGUUCACUAUAA
Molecule: messenger RNA, 1627 nt
Organism: Pectinophora gossypiella (pink bollworm)
Lineage: Eukaryota; Metazoa; Arthropoda; Insecta; Lepidoptera; Gelechiidae
Product: aldehyde dehydrogenase X, mitochondrial-like
Exons: 11
Coding region: 74-1540 (488 amino acids)
Molecular function (GO): aldehyde dehydrogenase (NAD+) activity
Source: RefSeq, a predicted model, not a curated record